This is a messenger RNA of Nothobranchius furzeri (turquoise killifish), 3244 nucleotides long. It is a transcript of the gene calcoco1b, whose product is annotated as calcium binding and coiled-coil domain 1b. The record is from RefSeq and is a predicted model, not a curated record. Lineage: Eukaryota; Metazoa; Chordata; Actinopteri; Cyprinodontiformes; Nothobranchiidae. Gene Ontology annotation, molecular function: transcription coactivator activity. Gene Ontology annotation, biological process: positive regulation of transcription by RNA polymerase II.
GUGCAUCUCCAUGUUUCUAGGAGUCCACAUGGUCCAGGAGAUGUUUUGAAACUUUUGCACCUGACAGGGGUUCUCAUCGCUUUCAGCAGAAACACCCACAGCUUUCUCGGGGUAGCUGGAAAGAUUUAUCCCUCAUCGGAUUAAGCAAAGCUUCCUAUUACGAUGGAUAAACAGUCCACGGUCAUGUUUCGAAAUGUGGGGCAACUGUACUUCCCCCAAACUCGGGUGGAGUGUCAUUACAGUCUGACGUCAGAGCAUCAGUGGAGCAGCAGUGACUGGAUUGGGAUUUUUGAGAUAGGCUGGUCUUCACUCAAACAGUACCACACGUACACAUGGGCUCUCGUUCCUGAGGGUUACACUGAGGGGACCAGUGUGGAUGGUUGUGCAGGUUUUCAGGCGUCCUACUUGCCUCGGCCCAGUGCUGCAGAGUACCAGUUUGUUUACGUGGAUAAGACAGGAGACGUGUGCGCCCGCAGUCGCUCUUUUACUUUCUGCACUCCCAAACCUCUGGAGGAGCUGGAGACGCUGAAGGAAGUAGAAGAUGAGGAGGAUGGAGGAGAGGAGCUCCUCCUGGUCAUCCCCAGGGCUCAGCUGCUCCAGAGCCGACUGGAGGAGAGCUUCAACAAACAAGCAGACCUAAAGCAAGCUUUAGAGGCAGCAAAGAAGGAGGCAGAGGCUGAAAAGGAGGGCUGCAGGAGAGCUAGGAUGGAGUGGGAGAGUGAACGAAAUGCAAUGAAUGAGGAGAUCGCGGAGCUCAGAGACAACCUGAGACAAAGCUGCGAGGGUCUGAAGAAGCUGGAGGGAAAACACAAGGAUGUGAAAUACAGUCAGGAGAAUCUGAACUCUGAGCUGAGCAAACUCAUGGCUGAAAAGGAUGAGAAGCAGCAGCAGGUCAAAGAGCUGGAGGAGGACAUCCAGGUCCUGGUGGACAGAGAGAUGGAAGCAAACAAGGACCUGGAGAGGCUGAAAGACAGAGUGAAGAAGAUGUCCAGUCAGAUGCAGCAUGACGAGGAGAAGAGGAAGUCUCUGCGGGUAGAUGAUGUCACAAAACGCACGUCUCAGGGUCCAUCGAGUCAUUCAACCAAACCUUUAAACCUGCAGGUGGAGGUGGAGGCCUCAGCAGCAGAGGUGAGAGGGCUGCAGGAGCGUCUGGAGACCAGCAACCAUAUAACUGAAAGUCUGCGUCGAGAGCUGAGAGAGCUGGGCACCAGGCAGAGCCAGACCCACGCCGAGCUGCACCAAGCCAGGCUGCAGGUAGCCCAGCUCACUCUGCAGCUGUCCGACCAGGACCUGCUCCUCAGAGAGGAGCGGGCCAACUCAGCUCUGGAGAGAGAGGCGUGCAGACAGGCAGCAGAAACGGAUAAAAAGAAAAUACAAGAUUUGAGCUGUGAGCUAAAAAAGAAGGAGGAGUGGCUGCAGGAGGAGAAGACAGAGAGAGACGCCCUGGAGGCAGAGCUCGGGAAGGAGAAGGUGCUGCUGAGUGACGCCAAGCGAGAGCUGCAGGAUCUGAUGGCUGCACUCAGAAAGCUCCAGAAGGAGAGAGAGGAGGAACAACUGCACACACAGGAUCUGCUGAACUACAUUCAUCUGUUGGAGCAGAAGUUGAAGGCUGAAACUAAAUCCAACAGCAUCUCUGCCCACCCUUCCUCUGAGAAAGACGAGGAUGCUCCAGCAGCUUCCUCCAGAUCAGUUUCCUCACCACUCUUCCUGCCCGCUCACCUGGAGGACAGAUCUGAGACUCAGAGCCUGAGCAGAGGCGACGAGCCGGCCUUGGACUCGCAGGACGAGACGACGCAGAUCAGUAAAAAUCCUGCUGGGGACGGGAAACAGCUGAUCCUGCCUGAACUUGUCAAUCCUGUUCUGAGCGAGCUGGCCGACUCUCCGAUGUGGUGACACUGGAACAGACCUGCUGCAGGGUGCUGUCAGACCUCCAUAGUUUCUUUGGUUUGCAGGAAUGAAAAUUCCUUUGUUUGGUGAAAAAUGCACUUUACAUUUUUUUUAAACUGUAGCUGACAGUUUCUAGAAGCAUCUAUGGUUUUAUUUUCAGUCGCUGUUGUCUUAAUCCCUGUAGAUCAUACAGUAACGUGAGAAAUGUUCGUUUGGCCCAAUGUUGACAUGCUUCGUGCCGUUUCGGUGCAAUUUUGGCUCCAGAGUUUUUUGCAUGAGCGCGUGACUCCUGUAACCGUGUCAAAUGUGUGGGUGUGUGUGAUCACGGUCAAGUGUGAACUGAUCUGUUUCAGCUCUCAGAGCUGCAUGUGGGACUGGGAGAACACGGAUGUUUGUCAGGAAUACUUCUCCUUCUAUUAGAGCCCUUUGUUAGGAGCAGAGUUCAUCCUAAAGAGAAACGACGUGCAAAACAAAAGAGACACCAAAAGGUCUGAGAACAAAAAGAGCUUUUAUCAAAAUACAAGAACCAACAACAAAACAUAAAAGCAAACGGUAAAAAAGCAAACGUCCUUUUAGCUUCUUAUAAAAAUGUAACCAGAACACGUGGACCCAGCUUCUUUGUGCAGCCGAGAGCAUCAAAGGUGUUUUAUUAGAGGAUCUAUGAAGACAUCCCUGAACAUGGAGACAAAGUGUUUGCAGUAAAAAGUGGAGAAAAAAAAAUAAAGUUCUGCUUCAUCAUUUUAACACACACAAAAAAAAUAAUCCAGCAAAAUAUAAAGAAAAAUGGAUCAUAAAUCAGGAGCUCCUCAGCGUCAGACUCUGUCUUUGGUCUUUUAAUUAUGUAUUUUUUAUGUUCACGUGUAAAGAGCAGAGGCCUCGGCGACCUCUUUUAAUGGCUGAUUCAUUUAUUGCACCAAGUCAAGUUCAGAAAAACAAACAGAUUCAUUACAAAUAUCCUGAUUAUUGUGUGAUGUCGAAACUUCGCUAAAUAUUUGACAUUAAGAGCAGAAAAGAGCUGAAAAUUACAAGUGAGACAGACGAAGGCUGAGACUUUUAAGUUCCACAAAAACUAAAACUUUUUGGGUUGGAUGAAAGUAAAACGCAGACUUGACCCAAAAAUGAUUUUAAACUAGACAUAUUUUACGUGUUCAAGCUUGUUUUUGUGUAAUCUUUCUAUAAAAACGAUAUAAUCUCUAGUUUUGUUACAGCACCGCUCACUGAGCUCACACGCUGGGAUCUGCGGACCCACAACCAAACUGACAGGCCUUUUAAUUAAGAGUGAUGACAACAUGGAUUGAUAUUUAUCAGUUUAUCUCCUGUAAUCAUUUUUUUAAAUAAAACGAAAACCUCUGUUUUA